Chinchilla lanigera (long-tailed chinchilla) is the source of this 485-nucleotide messenger RNA. RefSeq names its product cytoplasmic tRNA 2-thiolation protein 1-like. The record is from RefSeq and is a predicted model, not a curated record. Lineage: Eukaryota; Metazoa; Chordata; Mammalia; Rodentia; Chinchillidae. Gene Ontology annotation, biological process: tRNA wobble position uridine thiolation. Gene Ontology annotation, cellular component: cytosolic tRNA wobble base thiouridylase complex; mitochondrion. Gene Ontology annotation, molecular function: tRNA binding.
ACGAAAUAGGAAAUCAGCACGCUGCAGCUGAGCCUCUGAGGGUUUCUGCGUGGUGACACUACGCUGCCACAGCAACCACUGUAGAAACAGUUCCACCGCGCCUCACGCCCGGGGACGCGAGCAGAAAAAAUAGGUAAGCGGAGAAAAACCAGGAAGCGCACGGCUUGCUGGGAGUUGUAGGCCAAACCGACUCGGAGCCGCAGUGCGCUGGAGGAGCUGUUGCAUUCUGGGAGUCGUAGGCAAGGUAGCCCCAAAGCCUUGUGGGAGUCGUAGUCCUAGAGCCACUUCCGUGUCUGGAUUCCGCGUGGUUGGAAGUUUGGACGUUUGCGCUGCGUUCCGUCCAGGGACGCCGUCCAGCAGCCUCCCCGCAGUCCAGCUUCCCGCGUCACCCGCUUCUCUCUCCCGUCCAGGAGACGCCGCCCUCCCGCUGACCCCGCGAUGCCCGCCCCGACCUGCGCCUCCUGCCGCUCGGCCCGCGCCGCCCU